UACCUCAUCGAUAUCAUUUCAGUGAAUUCAUUUCGAUAAAACUAACCGCCAUUGGUGUUAGAAACCGUCACGAUGGGAGAAAACAGUGUGGUUCUUAACGUUUACGAGCUUCCUAUGAGCAUCCCGGACGAUGCGCCUUGUGCUUCCAUCACGUCCUUUUUUUCUCGAAUUCUCCCUUCUACUGGAUUCGGUGCAUAUCACACCUCUAUCGACGUGGGUGAUAACACAUACUCCUACGCCGUUGGUGGUAUCAGCAWAACGUCGGUCGCCAACAAACACAGGGGGCUACCACCCGAGGCCAAUUUCAAAGAAUCCAUCGUCCUUGGAUGUGUUUCGUCUUCCACGACUGAUUCACAAAGCGAUAUCGAGAGGAACAUUCAGAAGUGCCUCGACUACCUGCGAAAGAWUUUUUUCACGCCCACGGGGUAUCAUCUGGCUUAUCGAAACUGCAACCAUUUCUCGGAAACGCUCGCUACAGCAUUGGUUGUGCCAGCGGCCGACUUGCUGCGAAAUCGAGCCCUGAAGUCCUACCCGGGCUACAUAAAUCGAUUGGCACGAACCAGUCGCAUGGUUCUCGAUGAAAGUGCGGACAAGACAGAGGGUACGACGGGGCCGUGCGAUGUCAUGAAGGAAGCAAAGGCGUCAAUGGGAGUCAAUGAGAAUUUGUCAUCAAAAAGCAAGAAGGCUGUUUCUGGUGAAAAGGAAAAACAAAGAAAACAGAAGAAAGAAUUGACCGAAGCACAGAAAAAGAUUUUAGCCAAAAUCAAGAGUCCCAAGAAGUAGGUGCAGAAAAAUCGAAUUUUUCCUAUCGUCCUUAUUCCGAUCAAAACAAAACAAAAGAAAAGGCACACCGUGCACUCAUUGCAGGGAAUUUUCGUGAAAGUAAUUAUUUAUGGUUCUUGGUUUAUAGUUAUCUAUACCAAAGGAUUGGAGUCUUUUGAUUGUGUGUAGCAUGUUCAAAAUCAUAUGAGUUGCGAGAGUUGUGGAAGAAAUYUGGAACUUUGCAGAAGGUGAAUUGAUAAAACUAAUUGACCAGA
Molecule: messenger RNA, 1037 nt
Organism: Pseudo-nitzschia multistriata
Lineage: Eukaryota; Bacillariophyta; Bacillariophyceae; Bacillariales; Bacillariaceae
Source: the annotation of a GenBank genome assembly